Messenger RNA from Notothenia coriiceps (black rockcod), 3060 nucleotides. RefSeq lists its product as uncharacterized. Gene Ontology annotation, biological process: mitochondrion organization. The transcript has 11 exons. Gene Ontology annotation, molecular function: ATP binding; ATP hydrolysis activity; zinc ion binding. Lineage: Eukaryota; Metazoa; Chordata; Actinopteri; Perciformes; Nototheniidae. The coding region runs from base 22 to 2886 and encodes 954 amino acids. The record is from RefSeq and is a predicted model, not a curated record. Gene Ontology annotation, cellular component: mitochondrion.
UUUGUUCAGUGUAGUUUUGCCAUGGUGUUAGGUUAUUCCACACUAGUUAAAGUAAAUCAAAUAUACACCCCUGUCAGAAGUGGUCAAAAGAAUAUAGUUAAUAAAAUCUGCCUCUUUCUCCUAGCUACCAUUCAACAUGAAAUGGAGCUGAGACACAAGAACGACCUGCUCCGCAUUGAAGCGCAGUCCAAAGCCCAAGCCCAGGUGGAGAGGGAGAACGCAGACAUCAUCAGGGAACAGAUUCGCCUGAAAGCUGCUGAACACAGACAAACUGUCCUUGAAUCUAUAAAGACGGCAGGAGUUGUGUUUGGGGAGGGAUUCAGGGCCUUCAUCUCCGACGGGGACAAAGUCACAGCCACGGUUGCUGGGUUGACUCUGUUGGCAGCAGGAGUGUAUUCAGCCAGGAAUGCCACAGCGGUGGCCGGCCGCUUCAUAGAGUCUCGUCUUGGGAAACCAUCACUGGUCCGAGAGACCUCCAGGAUAACUGUUGUAGAAGGCAUCAAACACCCAAUCACGACAACCAAGCGUCUGAGAAGCAGACCUCAGGAUGCCUUGGAGGGCGUGGUUCUCAGCGCCAAUUUGGAGGAACGGGUAAGGGACAUUGCCAUCGCCACUCGUAACACCAGGCAGAACAAAGGCUUGUACAGAAACAUCCUGAUGUAUGGCCCCCCUGGAACUGGAAAAACACUCUUUGCCAAGAAACUGGCUCUCCAUUCAGGGAUGGACUAUGCCAUCAUGACAGGUGGGGACGUGGCACCCUUGGGGCGCGAUGGAGUCACUGCCAUGCACAAGGUGUUUGACUGGGCCAGCACCAGCAGGCGAGGCGUCUUGCUCUUCGUGGAUGAAGCCGAUGCGUUCCUGCGUAAGCGAUCCUCAGAGAAAAUCAGUGAGGACCUCAGAGCCACCCUGAAUGCAUUCCUCUACCGCACUGGGGAGCAGAGCAACAAGUUCAUGCUGGUGCUUGCUAGUAACCAGCCAGAGCAGUUCGACUGGGCCAUUAAUGACCGCAUUGAUGAGAUCGUAAACUUUGCGUUACCUGGUCAAGAAGAGAGGGAAAGAUUGGUGCGCUUGUAUUUCGACAAAUUUGUGCUGGGUCCUGCCACUACAGGAAGACAGAGAUUAAAGUUAACUCAGUUCGACUAUGGCCAGAAGUGUUCAGAAAUUGCAGUGCAAGCAGAAGGCAUGUCUGGUCGUGAAAUCUCCAAACUUGGUGUGGCCUGGCAGGCUGCCGCAUACUCCUCUGAAGAUGGAGUUUUGACCGAAGCAAUGAUUGACUCAAGAGUUGAGGAAGCCGUCAAGCAGCAUGCACAGAAAAUGGACUGGCUGCUUAUGGAAGCAGGUGCGAGUGUUGGCAAGUUCGGUGUAAUUGUCCCUAAGGAAAUGGCUGCAGAAGUCACAGCCCAGGAAGCUGCUUCACUUGCACAAACCGAAGACACAACCCCAACUAUACAACAAGUCCUUCCCCUCAUUAAUGUUGUGGGCAGCGCUGCCCAGGUGGAAGCAGCUGCUCUGCCUACAGAAUUAGAGGCAGAAGCUAUCCUUAAAGAAGCAUCCACUUUGGUUAAAGAAAGUGAAGCUAUUGCAGUUGAAACCAUUGUUGAAACAGCCUCUGCUGCUCCGUUGGUGCAAGAGGUUGAAGCCAUUAAGGACCUAACUGAGGUUGUUGGUACAGCUGUAGCUACAGACACUGUUGUGCCUGAGGUGAAAGAAGUAGUCGCUGAAGUUAUAGAGGCUGAGAGCAUACCAGCUUCCAUCGCCAAAGAGACCGUUGCUGUUAGUAGAGAGACCGAGGCCAUUGAAGCAGUCAAGGAGGAAACAGAUGUUCUAGCACACUCGGAAACAACAGUCACUGCUGUUGCUCAGGAAGAGAAAUUAGAUGCCGUCAUCUCUAAUGUUGUCCCGGAACCAGAGGCUACAGUCGUUGAAGUCCAAGAAACCGAGUCCACUGCCACGAUCAUUGCUGCUGUAGAAUCUGAAGCCAUCAAAGUUGUCGAGGUAGUAGCAACUGAUACAGGAAACGUUGCAGAAGAAAUUGCAAGCAAUGUGGCUCAAGAGGCUGAAGUAAUAGCAACUUAUGUGGCCAGGGUUGCUGAUGCCGUAGCAACCGUCAGUGAGGAGAUUGAGGCAGCAGUCGCCAAGGAGGUCGAAGCUGUAGAAAGUUUGGUUGUCAAGGACUCAAAUGAGGUUUUGGGGGAAACUGUGUCUGAAACUUUAGAGAUUACUAAAGAGGCCCAAGAGGUUGUAACAGAUGUGGUCAAGGAGUCCGAGAGUAUUGCUACAGAGCUUGUUAAGGAGGUUGAACCUUUGAUUGCUGAGACAGCUGCCAAGGAAGCUGAAUUAAUCUCAACAGAAACUGAAGCCAAGGAGCCUCAGACUUCUGCCAUUGGGUCUACCACAGAGGUUCAGACUUUGGCUACAGAGAUUGCUGCCAAGGAGGCCGAGGUCACAUCUGCAGAAGUUUCCAAAGAGGCGGAAUUGACAGCCGCAGAAGUUUCCAAUGAAGCGGAAGUAACAUCCGCCGAAGUUUCGAAGGAAGCUGAAGUAACAUCUGCAGAGGUUUCCAAGGAAGCAGAAGUCAUAGCUGGAGAAGUUUCCAAGGAAGCAGAAGUCACACCAGAAGAGGUUACCAAGGAAGCCGAAGUCACACCAGAAGAGGUUUCAAAGGAAGCCGAAUUCCUGACAACCAAGGACGCAGACACUGUCUCUACAGAAGAUGUGAAACUGCCCGAGACUGCUGAGGUUGGUGCCCAAACAAGUCCAGCCACUGAGAAGUCGGCUGCCUCUCAGACCAGCACUGAAGAAGUAGAAACUGAGAAGCCUCUUUCAAAUGAACAGAGUGGGGAUGACAAGGACAAACCCCAAGCCAAGCCUAGUCCAAAGAAAUGAUCACUUGAUGUGGAUGAAAUGCUGUUAACGCUAGGUGUGAAACACUUACUUUGUAGUCUGUCUGCUAUUCUAUCAAAAUGUUUAACACAAUUACUGUGAACGGCUUCAAGGUAAUAUUUGUAUUCUGGCCUGUAAGUUUGUAAGAAUCUGAGUAAAAGCAUUUGUGGACCACUA